AUGCUAUUCGCCAUCGCUUGCGAACACGGAUGGGAGGUGUACCAAUUGGACGUGGUAGCUGCAUUCCUGAACGCGUACACCGACAGAGACGUCUACGUCAGGCCGGCGCCAGGCGACGAGGAGAGGGACCCUACGACAGGUGAAAUGAUGGUCUACAAACUGGAGAAAAGUCUGUACGGCCUGUCACAGUCCCCGUCACUGUGGAACGACGCCAUCAAUGACAGACUCAUCAUCUUCGGCUGGCAGCGCGCUCACUCUGACCCCUGUGUCUACAUCUUCGUAAGGAGGGACGAACUCACAAUCCUCGCGAUCUACGUCGAUGACAUCCUCAUCACGGGCGGAAACAAGGAGAUCGUAAGCAGCAAAAAGAAGGAACUCAUGGACAGCUUCGAAAUGACAGACAUGGGAGAGGUCAAGCGCGUAAUCGGCAUCGCAGUGCAGCGGGACUACGAACUUGGCACACUAGCCAUAUCACAAGGACCCUACGCGAGAGAUAUCCAACAGCGAUAUGGAAUGGAACAGGCAAACCCGGUCAGCACCCCCGGGUAUGGAGCAGAACUAUCAACCGAGCAGCCACAAGACCAACUACUCGGACCCGAGGACAAGCAGAGAUUCCAGGCCAUCACCGGGAGUCUCCUGUACCUUGCCCAAUGCACCCGCUACGAUCCGUCAUACGCAGUGCACCAACUGAAACGGGCAUGCGCAAACCCAGCACAGGUCCACAUGGCUGCGGCCAAGCACCUACUACGGUACCUACGCGGAACGCCGGACCUGCCGAUCGUGUACAAGAAGGGGCAGUUCAGACUCUCGUGCUUCACUGACUCGUCAUUUGGAGCCAACCCAGACAACGGCAGGUCUAUCACCGGAUAUCUGUUCUUCCUAGGAGGGGGACUGAUCAGCUACGGAGCCAAGGCACAGACUCUCGCAGCACAGAACACCUUGGAGGCCGAACUUCAAGCGCUGAGCUUCAGUGCUCGCGAGGCAGUCUACAUCUCCAACUUCAUGACGGAAAUCGGAUUCAAGACCUUUCGAUCGGUAUCCAUCAACACAGCACCAGAGCAUUGACUGUGGCCAGCAACGCGAUGUUCAGCUCUAGAACCAAGCACAUCGCGCUCCGGUUCUUCUUCCCCAGGGAACUCACGAAGGGACACCGGAUUACUCUUCACCACCAACCUAGUGUCACGAUGUUGGCGGACAUCGCGACGAAACAUCUCGCAAAGCAGCGAUUCGCCACCAUCAUGCAACUCAUCAAGGGCUACAAGUGCUAGAAGAUAUUAAGCACAAGAUCUCAUAGUAUGGUUAAAUGUUUUGAACGCGUGUAUUGCUCUCAGGAUGGAUUCACUCAUGUGGAGGUCGAUAUUCUUUGAUAUGGAUUGGGAAUCGAGGGGUCGCAAAAAUGGCAGCGAAGUGAAGUUUUGGAACAUCGGCUACUUGCCUAAUCGAGGGGUCGUGUCGAGGAAAACUGUUACAACGUAGUCAGGCACAGUUUACCAUAGGUGCGACUACGGCUACUAGCCUUCCGUAGACAUAAUACAGAAAGAAGAGAUGGUACUUAGCAGAGAACAUGAGCACAGAGUUGUAGCGGAGAUAAUUUGGCAGGCGACUGUAGUUGUUUUAUUGUUCCGAACCCCGAAUUUCCGGUACUCGGGCCAUUGCCCCGGAGACCCUCGGAACCUGCUG
Molecule: messenger RNA, 1680 nt
Organism: Ectocarpus sp. CCAP 1310/34
Lineage: Eukaryota; Phaeophyceae; Ectocarpales; Ectocarpaceae
Source: the annotation of a GenBank genome assembly